Doryrhamphus excisus (bluestripe pipefish) is the source of this 3758-nucleotide messenger RNA. It is a transcript of the gene gmppaa, whose product is annotated as GDP-mannose pyrophosphorylase Aa. Gene Ontology annotation, molecular function: transferase activity. NCBI's taxonomy places the organism in Eukaryota, Metazoa, Chordata, Actinopteri, Syngnathiformes, Syngnathidae. The record is from RefSeq and is a predicted model, not a curated record. Gene Ontology annotation, biological process: biosynthetic process.
CCGCUCCACGUUUUCCACGUGACUGCGACGUCACAUUUGUAUGCGGAAGUAUACAUCAGUGAAAAACAGUAAAGUACACCCAGUACCUAUUUUUAAACAGAAGGAAAACAUCGGUUAUCUUUUCAAUAUGCUGAAGGCGGUUAUUUUAAUUGGGGGUCCUCAAAAAGGAACGAGGUUUAGGCCGCUGUCAUUUGAAGUUCCCAAACCAUUGUUCCCAGUAGCCGGUGUGCCGAUGCUGCAGCAUCAUAUUGAAUCAUGUGCCAAGGUGCCAAAUAUGAAGGAGAUCCUGCUCAUCGGUUUUUACCAGCCAAAUGAAGAACUGACCAGAUUCCUUUUUAAUGCUCAACAGGAAUUUAAAAUUUCUAUCAGGUAUUUGCAAGAAUACGCAGCCCUGGGCACCGGAGGGGGCAUCUAUCACUUCCGAGAUCAGAUCAUCUCUGGUGGUCCCGAGGCGUUCUUUGUCCUUAAUGCUGAUGUGUGCUCGGCAUUUCCCCUGGCAGAGAUGCUCAGCUUCCAGAAAGAACACGGAGAACCAAAUAGCUUUGUUAUUCUUGGAACAACUGCAAACAGAAAACAAUCUCUGAAUUAUGGCUGUAUUGUUGAAAAUGAAGAAACAAACGAGGUGUUGCAUUACGUGGAAAAGCCGAGCACGUUUGUGAGUGACAUCAUCAACUGUGGUAUCUACCUCUUCAACCCUGACAUCUUCCAGCAUAUCGGCACAGUUUUCCAGAAGAAUCAACAGGAAAUGCUGCUUUAUCCAUAUGAUGGAGAGGAGACAACCAACGGUUGGCACAGAGCCGAAGCCAUCAGGCUGGAGCAGGACAUUUUCACUGCCCUGGCUGGACAGGGGAAGCUAUAUGUUUUUAAGACAUUGCAUUUCUGGAGCCAGAUCAAAUCUGCUGGGUCUGCAAUUUAUGCAAGUCGGUUGUACUUGAACCAGUAUCACAAAACUCAUCCUGAAAGGCUAGCCACGAACAAAGAGGGAGGCCCUAAAAUAAGCGGUAAUGUCUAUAUCCAUCCUACCGCCAACAUCGACCCUACAGCUGUGUUGGGUCCUAAUGUCUCUAUUGGCACUGGGGUUACUAUUGGUGCUGGGGUUCGAGUCCGUGAAUCUAUCAUCCUCCAUGGUGCAACUUUACAGGACCAUUGCUGUGUUUUGAACAGCAUCGUAGGUUGGGAUAGCACUAUUGGUAAAUGGGCAAGAGUAGAAGGAACCCCAAGUGACCCAAACCCCAAUGAUCCAUACGCAAAGAUUGACAGUGAGACCCUCUUCAGAGAAGGAAAACUCACACCAUCGAUUACUAUUCUCGGUUGUAAUGUGACGAUUCCCCGAGAGGUAAUAAUACUCAACUCUAUCGUCCUCCCACACAAAGACCUCAACCGCAGCUUCAAAAACCAAAUUAUUCUCUAGUUAAUCUUCUUCACACUUUAUUAUUUCCUCACUGUCAUUGGUGAGGGAUAUGGCCAGCCACGUGCAGACAAGCGCACGCCCGCUUGAGUUACUGUAUAUAAGAUGUCAGGUGUGAAGAUAUGGGACAUUCAUUAAAGCGUUUUGAAAGAUAGAUUUUUAUGUAUUUGUCCCUCGGGGCUUUAUGCAUCAUUGGGUGUCAGCAGUAUUCAAGAAAGACCAAUCAUACAUGUUGAUUCACCUUGAAAAGUUAACUUCACCAAAGUGUUAAAUUACAGCCAGUGCAAGAGUAAUAUGUUUGUUGGAGAGUAAUAUGAUGGUGAAAAAAUAUAUACUAGUGUAUAUAUAUACGUAGAUGACCAUUCUAUAUUUCUCAAGGACACUGCAGAGCAGUAAUUGUACGCAAAUACAAACUGUGCUGCUAUUUGUAGCACUAAGUGUCACUAAAAACUGCCUACCGGUACAAUAAAUCAGCAACUUGAUAUUUACAUUGCAAUCAAUAGCAUUGUGUUUUCUUUGUAUACGUGCUUAGCAGGGGAGCAUAAGUGACAGUGUUGAUAAAAUCAACAGCACGUGGUUUAAGUUAAGCAUUUGCAAUUACUGGAGAAGGUCUGCCCAUUGACGGAUACGCCACAUUAGCAUUUACUUAACAAGCACCUCAGCACUCACUUCUGCACUUUAGUUUCAAUUAUUGCUACAUUAGGGAGAAAUGGAAAUUGGGAUUCCGGAGUUGUCGUCAUUCCUACAAGCAAAUUCACUUGCUUUACUGCAUCAAAUAGGAUUAAUUUAUUUGGAAAAACAAACAAACCAAGUGUUUCCACGUUGUGUGUAUUGUAGUUUUAAUACUGUUUUUGUUAGUCACUUUGAGUUAAUGUACUGUACCGUGCUGCAAUUUCCUCAAGGAUAUAGGGUGUUAAUGCUGUUUUUACUCGACAAUGGAAACACUAGCUGUAAUUUCAGGGAAGGACAAGCUGUCAAACACAAUCAUGUCAGUAAAAUGGUUCAGGAGCUUUGCACUUCAGAACCUUGCAGGUAAAAAAAAAUGUCUCCGAGGGGAAUCACCAAGGCUCAGCUCCCUUAUGUGGAAUUGCAGCAUGGUAUUUGUUUCAGACAUACUUGACAAGUUACAUUUUGUUCACUUCCUGUGUGGGGAGGAAAAAGGAAGGUGUUACUUUUUGUAGUGUAAAAGAAAAAAAAUAGUAGAAGUAAUGAAAUAAAGUUAUAAAAAUGUUAAUAUUGUAAAUAGAAACAAGUAAAUCAAUAGCAUUGAAGAUGAAUAUGACUGAAUCGCACAAUUGUUAAGUCAUUUCUGCAUGGAAAUCGACUUAUUAGUCAUAAUCACUUACAUCUGUUUUGUAAUAUUGUUUAAUAUGGCAUAAUCUUUGUUUGUUAUUGUGGAAUUGUUAUUUGUUAUUGUUGUGCUGUUGACUUCCAGCUGCAUAAAGUCUUAAAGAAUUUCCCUGUAAAGCUACAACAAUUUCAUCGAUUAUCCAAUUAAUCAACAACUAUUUUGGUGUUUUGAUUAAUCAUUUAAGAAUUUAAAUAUCCUUUGAUUUCAGCCUCUCAAAUGUGAUUUUUUUUAUUUUAAAUUUCCUGAGUCGUCCAUUAAAACAGACCCAUUAUCUUUUGUGUUUCCGGCAAAACAGGCUAUUGACACACACAUUCACAUUCAGGUUUCACGUUGGAAAAUCAACAUUUUAGCCUCUUUUGAUAUGUAGUGUUUGGUUCAUGUUGAUUUAGUCUGUGUAGGCCAGGGGUGUCCAUAGUACAACCCCGGGACACAUUUAAAAAAUAUAAUUUAACACCAAAAUAUUAAUCAGCAAUAUUUUACAAGAAUAAAGUCAAAAUAUUAAGAGAAAGUCGUAACCUAAUAUAAUCUUGUAAUCUAGAAUAAUAAUAUGAGGCGACAUGUUUUUAUAGCAAAAUGCUGAAGUAUUAACAAAGAAAUAUUUUUUUUAAGUUGUAUGAGAAAUGGGGCAGCAGCUGUUGAUUAUUUUAGUAAUCAAGUAUUCUAAUGAGCAAUUUUUUUGAUUAAUCGGGUAAUUGGAAAAAAACAUCUUUGCUAGGUUCAAGAGCAAUGAUAAAUACACAAGAGAAAAUAAUUUUACAAGAAUAAAGUUGGAAUAUUAGGACAUUUUUGUAAUUUAGACAUUUUUUUAGUACUAUAAAUAUCAAACAUUAGAAUAAAAUCAUAAAAACAAAGUUGUAAUUUUUGGAAAAUUAGGUUGCAGAAAAAGUUAUAUGUACAUUUAGAAGAAAAUUGAAAUAAUUAUAAUAAUAAUUAAAUAAUUUAAAGAACAGCAGAAAUGGGAUAAACAGCGUUAAUUUCACAAGAAUAAAGUCAAAAUAC